Desarmillaria tabescens is the source of this 2610-nucleotide messenger RNA. Its product is annotated as fungal-specific transcription factor domain-containing protein. Gene Ontology annotation, biological process: regulation of DNA-templated transcription; DNA-templated transcription. Gene Ontology annotation, molecular function: DNA binding; DNA-binding transcription factor activity, RNA polymerase II-specific; zinc ion binding. The coding region runs from base 1 to 2610 and encodes 869 amino acids. NCBI's taxonomy places the organism in Eukaryota, Fungi, Basidiomycota, Agaricomycetes, Agaricales, Physalacriaceae. The transcript is spliced from 13 exons. The record is from RefSeq and is a predicted model, not a curated record.
AUGUCUUCCAGCAACGACGAGCACCAGAACGAAGUCGAAGACGCAUCUCCCGUAGCCAAACGGAGGAAGAUGCAGAGGGCAUGCGACGUCUGCAGGCGCAAGAAAAGUGAAGGAGGACGCAUGCCGGAUGUCAAGUGCACCAAUUGUACCUCAUAUAGCCUAGAGUGUACCUAUGUCGAGGCGUCUAAGAAACGUAGGCACCCGAAGGGUUAUAUUGAAACUCUAGAGAAUAAAUUGGCCAAGAUGGAGUUACUGUUGCACAAGUUUAUGCCGAAUGCCGACAUCGACGAAGAGCUUACGCAUGCAGACGGCGCUGCCAAGGGGAGUCCAGCCGCUGACGCUUCAGGUUCCAAGCGGAACACCACGCAAGACAUGGCUACCUUUCCUAGUCCCUCGCUGUCGACCAUAGCGCCGCCACGCAUACAGCCUAGCGAUUUCUCUGAAGAUCACAUAACGGACGAAGAGGACAUACAACACGUCGCCCUUACGGACAGGCUAAGAUCCUUCGAUAUGGAACCUUCUGAAGUACGAUUUUUUGGCAAGUCGAGUGGUCCUGCUCUGGCACACACAGCCUUUGAGUUUAGGCGAGAGCUGGACGAAGGAGACAUCACCAACCUUAAGGACCAGUUCAAAAUCAUGAGCAGCAGGCGUGCCGAAUUUUGGUCUAAUAAUAUACGUUCGCUGAAUUACGACGAUAUCGAUCUGCAACCUGCUAACUACUCUUUCCCAGAGCCCGACUUCCUUAAUUACCUCGUUCAACUAUACUUCCUUAACCAAAACGUGUUCUGGCCUCUGCUUCACCGACCGACUUUUGAACGAUCUCUGGCAGCUGGAUUACAUCAUACGGACAGCGAGUUUGGAGCACUUGUCCUCCUGGUGUGCGCUGUCGGUUCACGCUACUCUGACGAUCCUCGCGUAAGGGCCGAUGACUCCGAUACGGAGUCGAAAACACGGCAUUUGAACGGUUGGAAAUGGUUUAUCCAAGUACAUCGAGUUCAUAUGUCGUUGUUGCGACCGCCAAACCUGUAUGACCUGCAAAAAUGCGCACUGUCUGUGUUCUACGUGCAAGGAUGUGCUGCGCCACACACUUCUUGGACGUUGGUAGGGACCGGUAUUCGCAUGGCCCAAGACCUCGGUGCACAUAGAAGACAUAGCAGGCCGGGUCAACCACGCAACGCCGAGGAAGAGCUACUGAAACGGGCCUUUUGGGUUAUUGUCUCCCUGGAUAGACUGAUAAGUCUAGCGUUAGGUCGUCCAUGUGCUAUACAAGAUGAAGAUAUCGACGCGGAGUUCCCCGUUGAUUGCGACGAUGAACAUUGGGAACAUCCUGACCCAGAACAGGCGUUCGUGCAACCUCCGGAUAAGCCGUCGCUCGUGUCCUUUUUCAUAUCCUACCUAGCUCUGAACAGAAUCCUCGCUUUGUGCCUUCGUACGAUCUAUUCUCUCAACAGAUCGAAAACUCUAUUCGUGUUCGUGGGGAAAUGGAAGCAAGACCUUGUCGCCGAAUUAGAUUCGUUCCUUAACAAAUGGGUUGAUUCCGUGCCUGACCAUAUUCGUUGGGAUCCUCAUCGCGAAAAUCAGAUUUUUUUCAACCAAUCAGUCUUCCUCUACUGCUCAUAUUACCACCUCCAGAUACUCAUUCAUAGACCCUUCAUUCCUUCGCCGGGAAAGUCAUCGCCCCUUGCUUUUCCCUCUCUUGCCAUCUGCACCAAUGCGGCUCGUUCGAUCAGUCACAUUCUGGACUGUCAACUUCGUAGACCAGAGAGUCCAAUGUACCAUUGCGCUAUGUCUAUCUUCAGUGCUGCAAUUGUUCUACUCCUGAAUAUCUGGAGUGGGAGACGAUCACUGGCAGGAAUAUCAUUCGACGAGAAAAAGGAGCUGAGUGACGUUCAGAAGUGCAUGAAGACCUUGCAAAUAUUUGAGAAGCAAUUGCCCUUCGCAGGUCGACUAUGGGACAUCCUUUACGAGCUAGCCUCUGUUGGUGAACUACCUCUCCCUCACCAAGCCGCAUCUCCCUCAAACAAGCGGGAACGCGAUUCUGACAGUCCGAUGUCCGUGGGAUCUCCACCGACCGACUAUUCCGACAUUGAUGCGGCCAAUCCCGGGAUUCGGCCCAUCAUAAGUAACCGGCGCGUAUCGACAACAUAUCAGCAAGACUUUAUAAUGUCGCCUGAUGAGGUUUAUACACACUCAUCUACUGUCGCUCAGAUUCAACAAUACUCGAAUUCGGUGUACACGCCUUUCACUAUGAGCGAGCCUUCCUCAUCGUCCUCUAGCCUGUCCGCCGCGGCUCAGUCUUUCUCGGAUGCCUAUUGGUUUGAUUCGAAUCAAACAUCAAAUAGCCAUCAUCAGCCUAUACACGGUCAGGAUCCGUCGGCUUCCCAGCAAAUGUUUGGUGCAUAUGAUGUUGCACCUCUCAAUGAUGGUUUUUAUGACCAAGCACAGUAUCACCAUGUUAUCCAUCCGCCUGUGGAUAGCAUACCUGAUCCUAUGGUAAUGAUGCCCGGCGGGCAGCAACAUGUGGGCAUGACGGACGGGUUUUCGCAACCUCUCACCGAUGCCGAAACUUUGGCUAUGUGGCCGACCGGAUUUGAGUGCGUAACUUGCUGA